Molecule: messenger RNA, 1653 nt
Organism: Protopolystoma xenopodis
Lineage: Eukaryota; Metazoa; Platyhelminthes; Monogenea; Polystomatidea; Polystomatidae
Source: the annotation of a GenBank genome assembly
GUCCCCGGCGUCCAGUCUCAGGUUCAAGCACUGAUCAGCGCUUUAGACCGCGGACUCGACUUUCCUGCCAUUCCACCCACCUCCCCUGCCUAUUACACCUAUCAACAGCAAUUGACCAACCUCCAUCAAAAAUACCGUUAUGGCCACCUUCACCAAUCACAUGCCCCUCAGACUUCUCAGCCUCGUCGUUCAUCACUGGUUUCCUCUUUAGCCACUUCUUCAAGCAAUGUGAUGGCUACGACUGUAACACUGACUCUAGGACCUGGCUCUCUUGCUGGAGCGUGUGUACCCAGCAUAUCUUCUGUUGCUGGAAAUGGAACUUUUGGUGCAGGUAGUUCCAGUGGCGGUGGUUUAGAUGAAACCGGUUCAUCAUAUCGAUCUGCUACCGAAACCGUGGCUGUGCUCAGUGUUGGUGCUUGUCCACCACCCAAGCAUGAUCCGAAUGUGAUCGCCAGUCUCGUUAAACACUUCCUGCGGCAUCUCCCUGAACCUGUGUUAACACGUCAACUUGGCCCCACCCUCGAGUCGCUAGCGUCGCGCAGUGAAGUUCCGGUUCCGGUCUGCCUCGCUGAGAUCGCAGCUUGUCUCCAUCAAGGUCCAAAUGCUCUGCCACCUUCACACCGUUUCUUAUUAGCAUGGAUGUUGCAGCACAUGACUCACGUGAUUCAGCACAGUCGAAAUAAUCGAAUGAGUCUUGCGAACCUUUGCAUCGUUCUUUCACCCUGUCUUGGCAUUAGCCACCGACUACUUAGCCUCCUUCUACUUCCCGAUUUAUCAGUUGGCAUCAAUAUUGCUAUUAAACCGGUGAACGAUUCUGCCUCUAUUCAGCUUCCACACUGGCUAUUCCCAGACCCACAGUACAGAUUGCGUAUCUAUACGCCACCACUGCAGCCAUUAGUCGGGCAGACUCAGCUCGAGCUUGAGCUGCCUGAAGAAGCAAGUGAGCUAGAGGAGGAGUUAUCUAAACAAGAAUCUGUGCUCGCGCAUUUGCACGAUCAGAUCGGCCGUGGUGAUACUAGCAGUGAAAAGGAGGAACUAUUAUGGGAGGUGCAACGCCUGGUUACUCAGAUUAAACGGAAGAAGACCGUAGCCGAACUCUAUGAUCCAGAAGCAAUUCAGCAUGAGCUUAAUCGACAACAAGCUCAGCUGGACAGGCUUCACAGGCGUCUUCAGAAGCAGGCUGUUCUUAGUGGUAAGGCUAGUGAGAUCCCCUUCAGUGCUGAGACCGGCCAGCAGCCUUUCCCUUUAGCUGCUACAGUAUCAAGUGUUCUCUCUCCCACCACUGCUUUAACCACCGCUGUUCCUACUGCCUCUACUUCAACAUCAUCUACUACUAGUACCACUUCUUCUAGCACCACUGCAACAAAGCCUAUUUCUAUGGGAACGACUUCCUGCACCACAGUAGCCGUUUCUUCUGAACCAAUUACAAAAGUUACCAACACUCUUUCUUCCUCCCCUAAUCCUGCGAUUUCUACCACCAGUGGUUAUUCCUCUUCUGGUCUUUCUUUUCCAAGAAGUGAAACCUUAAUGACCAAUGCUGCACCAGCAUGCACUAAUGCUAUUUCUACCAGUGCUGUUACGACAACCACUGUCUCUGGCUUUGUAACAACGAGCGACGAUGGCAGCACCUCUCUACCAGUAUUUGCAAAUUGA